AUGACGGAACCAGGCAGAUCGUCAGUGCUGGAGCUUCCGGCAGAGCUAAUACACGAGAUUUUGACGUACCUAUCGCCUGGGGAGAUUUCAAACUUUGGCCUCUCAUGUAAACAGGCGCGAGGACACCUCGAUCGAGGCAACAAAUCACUGUGGCGCAGGGUAUUCUUGAACGUCUUUGAGAAUCCGCAAAGGGCUUGGCAAGGAUUGACGCCUACAGCAAGGGCCAAUAAUAAGCAGCGCGAGGAGGAAUGGGACUGGUAUGGCGAACUGGAGCGUCGACUUGAAGCAAGACGAAUCAUACUUGACGACGACGUGACGAUAGAAUUGAAGAGAGAUCGUUUUGAGGACGUUAUGCACGCCCUCCUCGACAUUCUAGAGACGGGGCGGCACAAUCACAAGUACUUCAAUGAUUACUGCCCACAUCCCUAUGACAGGAACCUGGAGUUCCUGGAAGACAUAUUUCAAGUGCCAAAGGCAAGCUUUUUCCUCAACGAUUUCACGAUUGAUCGGGAUUCUGCACUGCCCUUCGAGGAUCAUUCCGGGGGCCCGAUGACGCGGUCUAGAACAAGCAAACGUAGAGUGCCUGAGUGUGCGAGCCAGAUUCAUAUAUAUCAUGGAAUCACCGAAAGUGAGAGAACACAGGAAAGGCCAGGAGCCAAGUCGUCAGCGAGAGAGCUGGUAUAUGAUUGGAGCAAGUUUAGCCCUGACUGUGACUAUGGCCCUUUCCAUCCCGACGGCAGCGUGAACUGGCACGUGGUCGAGGCUGUCUCCAGCUUGAUGGCUCAGGCCGUACACAUGCAAGCGGAUAAUUUCCAAGUCUGCCCGUUCGAAAAGCCAGCUACCAAGUACCCGUGCGAUCCAGAAACCGACUGGGCAGGCAUAUCCUACGAACGCGAUGUCUGGAUGGGCACGUACGCCUUCUUGGACUAUGCCGAUCUUGCGCUCUUCAAUUUUGAGCGUGCCCGAGGUGUCUCAAUCUCGCUUGGCGAGUUCGAUGAGGCUUCUGGGCUUCUAAGUCGGCUCUGUCUCCAUCGAGACGACCGCAUAAAGGACGACCAGGCCCUGAAAACGAGGCUACCUGUUUGUGAAGAUCUCCCCACAAUAUACUUUUCGGGAUCAUCCCAAAGUCAGGGGCUGAUGCAUACACAUGGUGCUGGCAUACGAGGGUGUGUAUCACUGGUGCCUGGAGGAAAAGAGGUACGAUGGAGGUUCAUCAUUCGCUAUUCUGGCCUGGAUCAAUGGCAGCUCGAAGGCGUCCAGCCUGGUGGCAUCAGAACAGGCCCAAUUUUUGGCAUCUGGAGUGGCUGUGACCACGAGGAGAACGGUCCUGUUGGGCCAUUCUCUUACUAUACAGAGGAGGAAGAGGAAGAGGAAGAAGAGCAGCAAGGAGGAGGAAACCCAUGACUCAUAUCAGUCUGAACAACAACAACAACAACAAGAUCUCAGCUCUACACGAAAGAUCAAAUUCUCGACUCUUACUUCACUCGUAACGCUUACUAAAUAAUUGAUACCA
This is a messenger RNA of Pseudovirgaria hyperparasitica, 1513 nucleotides long. RefSeq lists its product as uncharacterized. Gene Ontology annotation, molecular function: protein binding. Bases 1 to 1404 code for a protein of 467 amino acids. The record is from RefSeq and is a predicted model, not a curated record. Lineage: Eukaryota; Fungi; Ascomycota; Dothideomycetes; Acrospermales; Acrospermaceae. The transcript is spliced from 2 exons.